Molecule: messenger RNA, 888 nt
Organism: Xenopus tropicalis (tropical clawed frog)
Lineage: Eukaryota; Metazoa; Chordata; Amphibia; Anura; Pipidae
Gene: psmb1
Product: proteasome subunit beta 1
Biological process (GO): protein catabolic process
Cellular component (GO): proteasome core complex; nucleus; cytoplasm
Source: RefSeq, marked provisional
CUGAGAGUGAGACAGCAUUGGUGAUUGCCGGCAGUGACAGGGUCUUUCACUGAAGUGUUUGAAAUGUUCUCGUCCGAAUCCAUUUUAAAUCGCGAGCUCAGCAAGAGCAUGGAUUAUCACUAUACGGGACCUGUGGAGCAGCGAUUUAACCCUUACACUUUUAACGGAGGGACUGUGCUGGCUCUUGCAGGUGAUGACUUUGCUCUUGUGGCUUCUGACACAAGACUUAGUGAAGGUUAUAGUAUCCACAGCAGGAACACACCGAAAUGCUACAAACUAACAGACAAUACAGUUAUUGGUUGCACUGGAUUCCAUGCAGACUGCCUCACACUCACAAAAAUUAUUGAAGCCAGACUAAAGAUGUACAAACAUUCAAAUAACAAAACGAUGACCAGUGGAGCUAUAGCUGCCAUGUUAUCCACCAUUCUCUACUCUCGCCGUUUUUUCCCUUACUACGUAUACAACAUCAUUGGAGGCCUUGAUGAAGAAGGUAAAGGGGCAGUGUACAGCUUUGAUCCAGUUGGCUCAUACCAGAGGGAUGCAUACAAAGCUGGUGGCUCUGCGAGUGCCAUGUUGCAGCCUCUUCUUGACAACCAAAUUGGAUACAAGAACAUGCAGAACGUUGAGCAGUUACCUCUGACAUUGGAGAAGGCACUGAAGCUCAUCAAAGAUGUGUUCAUAUCUGCUGCUGAGAGGGAUGUAUACACAGGCGAUGCACUGCAUAUAAGCAUCGUGACUAAAGAUGGCAUAAGAGAAGAGUCUGUAUCUCUUAGGAAAGAUUAAUUCACAUGCUGUAGGUAUCUUCUGAACUCACUCAGAACAUUCUUUGAUUUCUGCAAUUUUGAUCUUUUUUAUGUUUCUCUAAAAAUAAAAAAAAGAAUAACUUAA